CCAAAAACCAUCUAUCUCGUUUUGAAAAUUCAAUCGAGGAGACAAGAAUGGCGAGGGCUCUUGUGAUCAUAAACUGCAUCAUUCUGGCCAUAGGAAACUGUGGAGGUCCUCUGAUCAUGCGUCUCUACUUCAACAAUGGUGGCCACAGGAUUUGGUUCUCCACUUUUCUUGAAACCGCUGGCUUUCCGAUCAUAUUCAUUCCUCUUUUCUUCUCUUACCUUAACCGGCGCAGAAGCAACAGCAAUGAAGGCGAGAAUACACGGUUCUUUCUCAUUAAACCACGUCUCCUUAUGGCUGCGAUUUUGAUAGGGAUCCUCUCAGGGUUUGAUAACUACUUAUACGCAUAUGGCAUAGCUUAUCUCCCGGUUUCAACAGCUGCUCUCAUCAUUGCUUCACAGUUAGCUUUCAUAGCUAUAUUCUCGUAUUUCAUGGUCAGCCAUAAGUUUACUCCAUUUACCAUCAAUGCUGUUGUGUUGUUGACUGUUGGAGCUGCUGUAUUGGGAAUGCAUACGGAAACUGAUAAGCCGGUUUACGAGACUCACAAGCAGUACAUGGUUGGGUUCUUGGUGACUGUAGCAGCCGCUGUUAUGUAUGCAUUUCUAUUGCCGUUAGUGGAACUUGCUUACCAGAAAGCUAAGCAACCCAUGAGCUAUACGCUUGUGCUUGAGGUUCAGAUGAUUUUGUGUUUCCUUGCUUCUUUAGUCAGCCUCAUUGGCAUGCUCAUCGCUGGUGAUUUCAAGGCCUUACCAAACGAAGCAAGAGAGUUCAAGCUUGGAGAGGCAAUGUUCUAUGUGGUGGCUGUACUUUCAGCCAUAAUAUGGCAAGGGUUCUUCUUAGGAGCCAUUGGUUUGAUCUUCUGCGCAUCUUCUCUUGUCUCUGGUAUAAUGAUAUCAGUACUUUUGCCCAUCACAGAGGUUUUAGCUGUUAUUUUCUACCAUGAGAAGUUCCAAAAAGAGAAGGGUCUUUCUCUUGCUCUGUCCCUUUGGGGUUUUGUCUCUUAUUUUUAUGGUGAGAUCAAAGCCGACAAGGAUAAAAGAAUACAAGAGGAGGCACAACUGAAUUCUUUGCCUAGAAGAACGAGAAGUACUGAGUGUUAAAACUUAAACACAUGAGCUUAGAAGGACAUCAUAAAGGUUUUAUUACUUCAUUUCAUCCCUGUUAUACUGUUAUUAGAUUAGAGGAUAUUAAACAGCUUGGAACUAUAUG
This is a messenger RNA of Brassica oleracea var. oleracea, 1206 nucleotides long. RefSeq names its product purine permease 3-like. The record is from RefSeq and is a predicted model, not a curated record. The coding region runs from base 48 to 1097 and encodes 349 amino acids. The transcript has 2 exons. Gene Ontology annotation, cellular component: membrane. Gene Ontology annotation, molecular function: purine nucleoside transmembrane transporter activity. NCBI's taxonomy places the organism in Eukaryota, Viridiplantae, Streptophyta, Magnoliopsida, Brassicales, Brassicaceae.